Molecule: messenger RNA, 2505 nt
Organism: Spirometra erinaceieuropaei
Lineage: Eukaryota; Metazoa; Platyhelminthes; Cestoda; Diphyllobothriidea; Diphyllobothriidae
Source: the annotation of a GenBank genome assembly
AUGUGGACAAACUGGUCGGAGUGCAAACCGCCCUGUGGGCGCGGUCGAACGCGAUCACGAAGCCGAAAGGAAUAUAUUAAUGACGAAGAUCAGGCAAAAGGACAAUACCGCAAAAUAGUUCAGGUACAUUGUAUUAGUGCUAUUAUGGUUGGCCAAAGUUUCAAUAUACAGUGAGUGCCCGAUCUCAUGAAAUGGCCGAAAUUAUGAAAUGCGUUUUCUAUUAGGAAGAAUUACUUAGACGGGGUUGUAAUACUGAUUAACAUGCGACAUAACCCUAUAAUAUUUCGGACUCAGCAGGUAGUUGGCUUUUAAAUGCACUACUUCUCGAUCUCCUGUAGAUACCACACUCGGUAAAAAAAUGACUGCUUAAGUAGCAUGCAUUUUUCGUUGCAUUUGUUUUUGAUGGUCUUAGAAAUUCAAAUACAUUUUUAGAAAACCAUGGACAAAAUUAUGUGUUAUUUCACUCAUUCGAUAGAGGAUCACGUUAUCUUCAUAUGUUAUACUCGAUAAAAGAUUAUAAUUAGGUUUUAAAGGAGUUUUCUAAUUCCCGAAUAAUUUGGAGCCUGAUCAGCCGUUGCAUUAGGGUUAAGUGAUUUCAGUCACAAGGUGCAUGCGUUCCGCGUAAGGAAAAUCAUGCCUUCUAAAAGAUAUUAUAUAGAGUCCAUAAAAUUUUGCUAUGGGUGCGGACUAUGUUGUACACUUGAUGAGCAGCAGUCGUAAACGGACAGGUACGAUGCUGCAUGAGUAGACACUGAGCGGUCUUAAAAAUCUCAUAACUAGAAACUUAUUUAAAACCUAAUCAUAUUCUUUCUUCGAGUAUAAAAUAUGGAGAUGACGUGAUUCUCUAUCGAAUGAGUGAAAGAAAACAUAUUUUUGUCCAUGUUUUUCUAAAACAUCAACUGCACUCCUGGUGCCACAAUCACCUUUAUCUGCUAAUGUCUCUGAUGAUGGAUUCGAGUAAGGAUCCGAAACGUCAGGCAAAUAAAUUUCUUGUUCCGGUGAUCGCAUCUUCGUCUUCUGAUCAACCUCGUUGUCGUCCUGAUAUGCAGCCAGAUUUAGUGUCGUUUGUCUGUACACGGCCAAUUGUUCACUCAAAACCAAAUGUGACGUAUGGUUACUGUGCUCAAAAUGCUAGUGAUGAAUUCUCGCUGAACAGCAAAAACAAACUACUGCAGCACCAGAUGGCAUGGACAAAAUGCAUUUUUCAUGAAUUCACCAGAUGGUUCGUACGAGCAAACAACAACCCCGGCAAGCGCCUAGGAGCAAGGAAAACAGUGUGCAGAUAAAUGCAAGGGAUGAAAUUUGAAGAAAAUAAACUAUUAGAAAGCAGGUGAUUCUAUCCGUUUAUAUGCCGGGUGUAGCAGUUAAAAUAAAACAACAGCAUAAAAUAAGCUGAUAUGUUAACGCAUUUCACGCGCCGAGUCGAUAACGCUACCCAGACGGCAAGCAGAAACGACCUAUUCCUUCGAUAUUUUUGACAAAUUCUUAGUGAUUUCGUUAGUUUGCAAUUUAAAAGACUGAGUGAAUAAAGACUAAGAACAUUAGAGUAAAUAAAGACAACGUAAAAUCAACGGAGGCUUACACAUUAUUGUGGCCUUUUCUUUUAGUAUCAAAUAGAACAUGUUUUCGACAGGGGAUACUUACUAGGUGGUUUAUGACGCCAAUAUAAACCGCAUCAAUUUCUCUUGAGAGCCUUCGAACUAUAACAAAACGCAAAGAAUAAGCAAAAAUGCCUUUACCAUAGGAAAAUGGGUUAUGUCUUAGCAAGUCAGAUUAGCGUGUACUGCAGAAGAUUGUUGAUUAGACGGGUUGUCCUCGUUCUCUUGACGCGUAGUUUUAUGACAGCUGACGCCACUAUUUCUUCCUUUGAGAGGCCGAACAGAAGGAUUUUAAGAUAUUAGUGCUUUUUCCCCCGACCUAUACGGACAUAGUUUGUUAUUCCUUCGAAGAAUACUUGUAUAUCUGAGUAUGCUGUUCCAGGCUUUUUUAUGCAAGACCUCACAGAACUAAAAACUGUGUAGUAAUAAUGGCCGUGAGUCAGCUAUAAGUGUACGGACUUUAUUAUCAACUCCUUACAACUAACAGCAUAAACAUAGAUUCCACCAUUCGAUUGUCAGCUCUUGGUAAAUAAGGUACGACUUACUUGGGUUAAUGAAUUUCAGUUACCAGAUCCGCUUUCAGUACAACAAAGGUUUUGUCUACCAAAGUGGGCCGUAGAGGAUUUCUAAUUAUAGAUGUCUUACUGGCAAAAUGUGUAUUUCAUUUUCUGUUUUCGUGAUGACACAGGAAGAAGAGUGCCCACCGCGUUUAGGUGAAGACUGUCCAAUCAGUCUCCUUCAAAAUGGCUUCGCUUCGCCGGAUGAUGCCUCGUAUCGAUUUAUGGACGCGAUAUCAGACAUUGAUGGACCAUUUCUUCAACUUCAGGCUUUUGCUGCAAUGACGAUCCUUCUCUUGAUCUUCAUAGUUCAAUAUUUGCGGUUCCUCACCUAUAUGUUUACACUGUGA